AUGCUAUCUAACGCCAAAGCUUUUACCCUUGUCUCCACUCUCUUCUUCGUUACCAUCGUCAAUGCCCAUGGACAUGUAGCCAAAUGGACUUUGGCAGAUGGUGAUCACGCCGGUUUCAACCCUUCCAACGCAGCUGAGCUAGGUGCUACAGCCGAAAGGCCUACUGACAACCAAGAUCAAGGUUUUGCCGAUUAUACAUCCACUAUAGUUGCUUGUGGAGGUGCGUCUCCCGGGUCUGGCCUCGAGACUUGGGAUAUCACUGCUGGGGAUUCCGUAACGGCUCAUUGGAAUACUUGGCCAGACUCUCACAAAGGUCCGGUGACCGAAUACAUGGCUGCCUGUCCCUCGACUGGAUGUGACGGAGUCGACGCAUCAUCGCUACAGUGGUUUAAGAUCGCGGAGGACACUUUUGAUGGUUCGAAGUGGCCCAGUGACACCAUCGUUUCAACUUUGGCAUGGACUUUCAAUAUUCCUACCGAGCUCGCUGCUGGUGCCUACUUAGUACGACAUGAGAUUUUGGCCAUGCAUACGUCCGGCGCUCCUCAAGUCUACCCCGUUUGUUUUCAAGCUAACCUGGCCUCCUCCGGGUCUGUCGUUCCGACCCAAACUACUGCAUUCCCCGCCGCUUACGAUACCAACGAUGAUUUUAAAACCUGGAACAUUUAUAACGAGGACAACAGCCAGUUUGUACCUCCUGGACCAGCUGUCUUCAAUAGCGCUGGGUCUGGGUCGCUUUCCGGUGCUCCAGUCUCUUCCGCUGCCUCCACGUCUACUGUCGCUGCUCCUACUUCCCCUGCGUCUUCUUAUCCACCAACCUCCGCUGCAAGUACUGUCACUUCAUCUGAGGCUGAAGAAGCCACCGGAGCAACCUCCUCCACCACUGACGAUUCUGCCUCUGACGUCACCGCCACUACAGCCUCCGAUGCAGAGACAAUGGCGACCUCUUACGCUGAAAGCACCGCGGUUGAUACCUCCGCCACCGUCUCGUCAUCGAGUGCUGCAGCUACUGCUGGCCCCACGACUGGUCCAGGAAACGCUGAAAUGGGAGGCGCUGCUCCUCCAGUAACCCAAAACGGAAGCAGAUGGGAAACUCUCGGCGGAAGCUACAACGAUGAGCAGAGUGCUGUAGUGGCAAGCUGCAUGGCUCAGAUGAACCGAUGCAAAACUUGGGCUAAUUCUCAGCCCAACUCGGAAGUUUCGGCCGCUUUGACCUCGUGUGAUACUCAAGAGUCUACUUGCGAGUCUACCGGCGCUUCGAGCAAGAGGGCAAUCGUUAUGAGCCGAUAUGCUAAGAAGGGUCUUCCAUUUUCCUAG
Messenger RNA from Kwoniella shivajii, 1314 nucleotides. RefSeq lists its product as uncharacterized. Bases 1 to 1314 code for a protein of 437 amino acids. NCBI's taxonomy places the organism in Eukaryota, Fungi, Basidiomycota, Tremellomycetes, Tremellales, Cryptococcaceae. The transcript has 11 exons. The record is from RefSeq and is a predicted model, not a curated record.